UUUUUUUAAUUUUGGUUUCAUUUUGUGUACAUUUAAAAGAAUUUGAAGAAACUGGAAAUUAGUUAACAUAUUUAUUUUAAUAUAUUAAAUGAUUCCUUUAAAAAUUGUUAAAUGAAUAAUCAAAAUAUUGAAAAGAGGUCUAGGAGGUUAAUCUUUACAUUGUCUCUGAUUUAUUCUUUGAUUAAUAAAAGAAUAGCAUUUAAAAAUCAGAAUUUUUUCGAUUUAUAACUAAUUCUUCCGAUUUUAUUAUAGCAAUUUUUAGCUUUCACCGGAAUAUCUGAAUCCUUCCACGGCCCCAAUUAUUUUAUAAUUUAUUCCGAGAAGAAGCAUAUUCUUGAAAUAUUAUACAUUUAUAUAUUGUGUAUAUAUUAAAAUUCAUUAGACAUUGUGCAAUUGAUUAAUAAAUAGCAACAAUGGCGAAAUACAAUAUUGCUUAAUGAAUACUUCUAUAUCGAUAAUUAUCUUGUUUAAUUCAUUGACAAGCAUGAAACUAAUUGGACAAAUAAAUUAUAUUAUAAAUAAUAAUUUGCAUAAUAUAUUCGAUUGAAGAAAUUUUCUGUUAUUACAGGAAUAAUUAAUUAAUUUCAUAAAACGAUUUCAAAUUUUGUUGAUACAGUUUUACAAACGUAUUUAUAUUUUACGUGAAUGCAUUUAAUACAAUAUAUAAAAUGUAAAUAGUCUUUUUAGAAAAAAAAAAAAAAUUAAGAUAUUUUGCAUUAAAGGUUUUAUCAUGUGAAUCGAUCUUAAACUUGAUCUAUCCCUUCAUCCUUGUAAUCCAUCCAUGGUGUAGUCAUUUAACCGCAAGUAAUAUGGUGUAUCUAAUUUCUAAGAAUAAAAUAACUAAGGCUUAGGGACGUGAAACUUACGCAGGUAUACUUUCCAAACUAGUUGAACUCGAGACGAAAUUCGAUUUACAAUUGAAUUUCUUUCACUGCGUUAAUAAAAAGAAUAAAAAUUACUCUUAUAAGUAAAGAAGAAACAAUUAAAUAUGAUCAUCGGAAGGAUUCUAAUUAAAAAUAACGAUGAUUUAACCUUUUAUGAGUUGUAAUAUUUUCAUUCUUUAACAUAUAAAUUGAAAACAUAAAAAUUUUAAGAUAAUGAUAAUACAUAUGACAUAUUAUAUUUUCAUUCAUGAAGCAUAAUAUAAAGCAAUAAUAGAACGAGUAAACGAGUGUAAUUACGAUUUUCCACCGAUACGUGUAUAUCUGUGUAUCUUGCAACUUUACAAGGGGACGAGAGAUAUAAUUAAGAGGGAUUAAGAGGAGGGGAGGACAAAUGGUCUAGGUACAUCCUCCUGCGUUCAGUUUUAUAUAGUUUCUUUGAGAUAUAGGAAAACAAAAGCAUAUCAUACGCGAUUAUGAACCCUUUGUUUUGCGAACACGUGUACGUUUAAAUUAAUAUCCAUCUGUGUUUAUUAAAAAUUAUCAAUCGAAAAAAAAGAUUAAUAAUAAUUUGUAACAGACAAUUGUAUAAUUGUUUAAACAAUUGAUAUUUUUUUUUGACUUAUCGUUAAAUUGUAAAUUAUCAAUAAAAUAUUACGUGCAAAUUAUUUUUCGUUACCUAGUUUGAAUAUAUUCGUUAUAUGGCUAAUGAUAUAAUAAAAAAAAGAUUUCUUUUUGCUCCGGUUACAUUUAUUAUUUUCUAUUUAAUGUAGUGUAAAAUUUGAAUUUCAAUAUCCACUAAUUGUAUCUGCAUCAUUUGCACACUGGAAAGAAAUCUUUUACCUUUUCUAUUCGUCUUCAGAGAUAAGUCAUUAUGCAACAAGAUUAGAAAAAAGAUCACAGCAUAAAAAUUAUUAUAAUCGCGAUCAUCGACUUUCACUUUGUACGUCGCAUUAGAGGUAACGAUGUAAAUUAUUUUCUUCUCGUGUGUGUUUUCUCUUUUGCGAAAAACAAUUUUAUUGCUUUAAACGAUCAUAUCAAACGCUCGUUUCUCACCGUGUCGUAUGAAAUUGUAGAUAUCCGACAGAUUUAUAUCAUUAUACUUGAGUUAAAACUGAUAAUAUUGAAAAAUGAAGAAAAGAAAAUAAGAGAAGAAAUAAAAUAGUGAGAGAUGAAUGGUACCAGACUUGGUAGGGGUCGAGGUGGCCGCCUUGCCGUAUACGUGGGUUGCGGGAUGGUGGUCAUUCUCCUGGUGUUCCUCUACCGCGCCGCCACCUCAGAAAUGGCCAGGCUUCAAGAGCUUAAUGUCCAAUGUUCUCAUCAACAGGAGGCUCUCGCCGCUCAACUUCAAGUGAUAUUCGAAUACAAAGUGAGGUUAGAAAAAUCGUUGGCCGAGGAAAAGAGUUCGAACGCGGCGGUGAAACAGGAGCUUCAGCAACGGGCGUCCAGAGAAAAAUCCCUGAGAGACAAGGACAGUAUAGAGGCGAUGCAGAGAUUCAACUCUUUGCAACAAACGUACAAGUUGCUGCAGACGGAGCAUCAGGAUUUGAAGGAGGAAUGCAAGAAACGGGAUCAGCAAGCUUUAGAGGACACUAAUAAAUUGGAGACGACCCUCAGAGAGCUUCGUAGCCGGAUUAGGCAGACGAGGGAGGACAAGGAGAAGGCUUUGGAGCAUUUGAAGACCAAGUUCCUCGAGUUGGACACGCAGAAAAACGAAUUGGAGCAAAAGUACAAUGACAUGUUGAAAAAUAACGUGGACACGAAUAGCACGAUUGAACAUUUGAGAAAGGAGGUGAUUCAAUUGAAGCGCGAGCUGAAUGAAGCUAAAAAAUUAUCACGCAAGCUUACUUCUCCUGGAUCAAGCGUGUCCAAUCCGCAACCAAUAGCCUCACAAGCGAAAUCUGGAGAAGAAGAGAAUGCAGAAAAAUUUGUUGAUCAGUCGCAGAAACAGCAGAGCACGGUGACGACCAGCUUGAUGAAGUCGAUACCGGCUGUCAAACUGGAGACUUCGACGCCUGCGAACAGCGGCAAUCCGAUGUCCACGUUCGCGGACAAGGCUCUUCCGAUCGCGAAACCGGUCUUGAAAUCCAAACUUCCGGUUGGCGUGCCUCCUAUCCCGGUGAUCAUCGACCAGAAAUUGGAGAAUCAAGAGGAGGAGAAGCAAGACGAGUUGGCGAGAAAGAAGGAGGAGCCGAACAAGAAGAACAGCAAGGUGGAUAGCAAGGAGCAGGAGGGUGAAAAUGGGAAUUUAGAUUCUCCAUUCGAAGCUGUUCCAGCGAGAAGAGCCGAUGAACAGGUUCCAGAGAGAAGAGGGAAUGGUUGGUUCAACGUUGGCCCUGGUGUACAGGAGAUUGGUGAUGAAUUGAAUCACAUUCGUUUGGCUGGUAUGGAUGGUGGUGGUGAACGAGUUGAUGUUGGUGAUGAUCAGUAUGAGGGUGUUGAGUAUGACAAAGAACCUCAGCAAAAGGACAGUGAUUUGAGAUUGGUUGAGGGUGAAGAUGAAGGUGAAGAUGAAGAUGAUCAGAUAGACUAUCCUCAGAAUUUGAAACAGGAUAAAAGGGAAUGAAGAAUUUUUCAAAGAAAGUAUGAAGUGAAUUAGAAAGGUUUGGUUAAAAAAAGAAAAAAAAUGAUGAAGUCUCGUUCAAGAAAAAAGCAAUUAUGGUACUAAUUAACAUCUAUUAUCAAUUAAUUCUUCAUCUUGUCACUACUUAACUUGGCUGCUAAUCUUCUCUUGAGAGAAGGAAAAGGAUGAAGGAAGAUUUUCAACCGGAUAGAUGCACUAUUUUACUUUUUUAUCUAUAUUUUUUCUCUCUCUUUUUUUUCUGGAAAAUUCCAUACGAGGAUCUAGCCAAAAGAUUUAGAUAGUUUAUACUCUAUACAGAUGCUAUUUAAGAAUCGCUGCUUGGUCAACGAGUAGAUCGUAUUUUUUAUUCAAAAGCUUGUUGAUUGGACCGAGCAGUGUGUCGAUAGAAAGAAACAGACUGUAUUUUUCUAGAAUUAAUUCUAAGAUAAGAAAGAUACGAGUUAAAGUUUCCACAUGGCGAAAGAAAUUCUCUUGCAAAAAUUCACUCUUUCAUUAGCAGAUAGAAUAAAAAGAAAGGAAGAAGAAAAAAUAUUCCUUGUAUUUCAUUGUAUGAGAAUUAAAAGACAAUAUUUUGUGUAAUGUUUAACAGAUAGCAAUAAUUUGUAUAAUGAUUAUUAUUACAGUAUUUCAUAAAGAAAAGAAAUUUUUAUACAUAAGAAACUAUAUUUCACUUUAUGAAAAUGUAAAGUUUCUUUUUAAACGUAUGGAUUAAUCACUUGUACAAUUAAUGUUUCCUAACAACAAUGGAAAACAUGAUAUUUUAUUUAAUUCAAUAAUAUUUAAUAAUUUAUUUUACAAUUUAGAAAAAAUUCUUCUAAUAUUCACAUCUGACAAGUUCUCUUAAAAAACGAAUAAUUAAAGAAAAAUCGUUUCUUAUUUUAUAUUUAAUUUAAUUAAUCGUCAUUUUGAUUGAAACGUUAAUGAAUCGAUCAUGGAUUAUCAGUGGAAUUCGAGCAAUACGUUAAGAAAAUCACAACAAGUAUUCUGCCAAUGAAAGAGUCGAUAACUUUCUUCAACGAACUACCUACGCGGUGUCGCGACUUAAAUGCACUUAUUACUUAAGCCGUCUCGUUGAACAUUUUUAAAUAGAAAUUAACACCUCAAUCAGCCGACAGUUCUUGUUGGAAUCGUGCAAUAUGAUCGGUACAAGGGUACACGUGAUUUAUUUAUUGCCUACCAGUCGUCGUUUUGGCGCUAACAAUCAAGACUUAACAGAAUGAAAGGAACUAAAAUUUAAGGAAUUUAUUAUGGAUUUAGAUUAAUAUUUGUUAUGAGCGUAGAUAUAUCUACUUGACACAGAGAAAAGUGAUACAAUAUGUACAUAAGAGUUUUUUCAUAAUAAAAAAAUUGAAAAAUCUUGGAA
Apis cerana (Asiatic honeybee) is the source of this 4828-nucleotide messenger RNA. RefSeq names its product Golgi integral membrane protein 4. NCBI's taxonomy places the organism in Eukaryota, Metazoa, Arthropoda, Insecta, Hymenoptera, Apidae. The record is from RefSeq and is a predicted model, not a curated record. Gene Ontology annotation, cellular component: Golgi membrane; Golgi apparatus.